AUGGCAACUUCUAAAUUAGUUGUACCACAGAAUGAGCCUACAUCGUUUUACGGUAGUCCAGAGUUACUAUCACCUAGAUUAUGGCCAAAAAAGGAGAUAGUGAGUUGUUGGUCAUCUAUAGCAAAGAUUAAUGAGUGUAUAAUAGAUAUUAAUGAUGCUAUUCUCAAAGGCCAGUUCACAAGUCUAGUCGGAGAAUGUUGUGAGGAUAUCUCUAAAAUUGUUAAUAGUUGCUGGCCUAAACUGUUUCCCUUUUUGCCUGAAUUUUCAGCAUUGAUCAAGGAUUAUUGUGCUAAAGUUGCGCAAGCACCAACAACCGUUAAGGGAAUUAUCUCAAUGGUUGCUUGCAUGGCAACUUCUGAACCAACAACACUAGUCUAUCCACCGAGUGAGUCUAGAGUGUUUUAUGGUGGUCCAGGGGUACUACCACCCAGAUGGUCAAACAAGGAACUACUGAGUUGCUGGUCAUCUAUAACAAAGAUUAAUGGGUGUAUAACAGAUAUUCAUGAGGCUCUUCUCAAAGGCCAGUUCACCAGUCUAAUCACAGAAUGUUUUGAGGACAUCUCUAAAAUUGUGGACGGUUGCUGGCCUAGACUGUUUCCCUUUCUACCUGAAUUUUCAGCAUUGAUUAAGGACUAUUGCGCUAAAGUUGUGCAAGCACCAAGUAUUCAUGGAGCGUAGGCAUGCACUGAGAACAUGCACAAAUAAAGGGCUAGCUACUUCUUUUAUUGUUUAAUUAGUUGGGGAGAUUGAAAUCUUUUUUUGUUUAGUUGAGGGCUUGAAUUUAAUGGAGUCUUUUUGUUUCUCAGGCUAGGUCUUUGGACUUUCAUGUUACUUUGGAAUAUCUAAUAAUUCUAUACUAAAUAAAUGUUUGGUUUUCUCUUCAAGGGUAAUUAAUCAAGGACUUGACUAAUAGAACCAAUGACCUAUCACUUGGAUGCAUAAUCGAAUAUAUAUCCUUCUGUUUUUUUAUUUUUUUACCGUGUAUACAAAGCAGAGAUAAUAUUUUUUUGUUGUACUGUGAUUUAUUCCGAAACCAAAACAUGUUGGUGAUAAAAUACUUCCACUCCAAUAGGGGUUUCACUUUAGCCAACAAGAAAAUUUUCUAAUGACAACAAAUGAAAAUUAAAAAUAUUAAUCCUGUUCUUAAUCUUUUCAGUAAAUUAAAUAUAUAUUUUUUAGAGUUAAUGACAAAAUGCAAAACAAUAUUUUACAACAAGUCCACUUAAAAACUGUUUAAUAACUGAGGUCACUGUUAAUUUAACACAUGAAAAGUUGAAAUUAUGAGAAACUUCAAAUAAAUUUACCCUUUAAAAACAUAAGAGUCGUGACAUUUCCAAUUAUCUUGUAUAUGCCUAUGUAUAUGUUUUGUUCUUAGACAGAAACUCUCUAUUUAUAGGGAAUUAUAGGACAAUUUUCCAUUUCCUUCCCCGUAAUUGCAUGCAAUAACACGCCUCCCAAGGUUAUUCCUCUCACCCCAAAUCUCCAAAGCCAUUUUCC
Messenger RNA from Cornus florida, 1497 nucleotides. RefSeq lists its product as uncharacterized. The record is from RefSeq and is a predicted model, not a curated record. Bases 1 to 678 code for a protein of 225 amino acids. Lineage: Eukaryota; Viridiplantae; Streptophyta; Magnoliopsida; Cornales; Cornaceae. The transcript is spliced from 2 exons. Gene Ontology annotation, cellular component: extracellular region; vesicle. Gene Ontology annotation, biological process: regulation of double fertilization forming a zygote and endosperm; regulation of protein localization to cell surface; double fertilization forming a zygote and endosperm.